CAGCAAGACACCAUGGCACCGCAAUUCGAAGAGAUGCAGAAUGAUCUGCUGUUGAGGACUGCAAGAGGGGAGAGGGUGGAACGUCCGCCUAUGUGGGUUAUGCGUCAAGCUGGACGGUAUCUCCCCGAGUAUCAUGAAGCAAAAGGAGGGCACGAUUUCUUCGAAUGCUGCCGCUCGCCUGAGAUUGCCUCUACCCUCACUCUCCAACCCAUCGAACGCUUCGCCGGUCUCAUCGACGCAGCAAUCAUAUUUUCGGACAUUCUAGUCAUUCCACAAGCGAUGGGCAUGGAGGUUAUAAUGGUGGACAAGAAAGGGCCGCAUUUCCCGGAGCCAUUAGAGUCACCCGACGACAAGCAAUAUAAAGAGGUCAUGGAGCGCAAGGUCGACGUCAAGGAGUCGCUUGACUAUGUAUACAAGGCCAUCACACUCACAAGACAGAAGCUAAGAGGCAGAGUUCCCCUUAUAGGCUUCUGCGGUGCCCCUUGGACGUUGCUCAGCUACAUGGUGGAAGGCGGCGGGAGCAAAAUGUUCAUUCAGGUCAAGACUUGGGUAUUCAGGUAUCCCAAAGAAAGCCAGGCCCUUCUCCAAAAGAUAGCCGAGCUUUGCGUCGAGUACUUGGCUUUGCAAGUAGUUGCAGGAGCACAGAUGAUUCAGGUAUUUGACUCGUGGGCCGGAGAACUUUCGCCAGCAUCGUUCAAAACAUUCUCACUUCCAUACCUGAACUACAUUGCCGACCACCUGCCUGCGCGGCUAAAAGAAUUGGGCCAAGAGCCGGUUCCUAUGACAGUGUUUGCUAAAGGCGCGUGGUAUGCGCUGGAGGACCUCUGCGAGUCGAACUACAACGUGAUCGGUCUCGAUUGGCUCCAGGACCCGGCGGCGGCGUACAAGAUCGCUCAAGCGAAAGGGAAGGUGCUCCAGGGAAACGCAGAUCCAGGAGUGUUGUAUGGCGGCAGGGAAGCAAUAACGAGCGUCGUGAAGCAGAUGGUGACAGGAUUUGGGGGAGGCAAACAGGGAUGGAUUGCUAAUCUCGGGCAUGGCAUCACUCCUUUCGUCAAGCCAGAGGAUUUGAAGUUCUUCUUUGAAGAAAUCCACAAGUAUGCUGGAUCAUCAUGAUGUGUAUCAACAAAAGCGUCAAUGAAAGAACUCCUUGAUUGUAUUAGAUAAAAAGGGCGCUAGAUCUAUAGCUCCUCGCCUAUGUCUUCAUUCC
Molecule: messenger RNA, 1207 nt
Organism: Mytilinidion resinicola
Lineage: Eukaryota; Fungi; Ascomycota; Dothideomycetes; Mytilinidiales; Mytilinidiaceae
Product: uroporphyrinogen decarboxylase
Exons: 5
Coding region: 13-1113 (366 amino acids)
Biological process (GO): heme biosynthetic process
Cellular component (GO): cytosol
Molecular function (GO): uroporphyrinogen decarboxylase activity
Source: RefSeq, a predicted model, not a curated record